AUGGAGGGCGACCCUCGCUUCCGGCAACAGUUUGCUCGCGAUUUCCGGGCUGUGGAAGAGGAUCCUAGCGACGCCGACGCAUCAGCGAUCCCGAAUUUGCAAGUUUCCGAUACCGAAUUGAACGCUCUGCAGUCCCGAUUUCUUGAUGGUGCCCCUAACCCUGAGCGCAUGACUGAUCUGGAGUAUAUGCCGCGUAGCGCGCAAACUCUCCACCGGAUGCCGCUGCCUUCCAUUCGCAGGACCCCUAUCGACGAAUUCAACCGUUCCCAGCCGCUGCUAACGCUCGCGUUCCCUACCCUCUACCCUGACGGCAAGGCCGACUUCGUGGAGCCUCGCCUACGGAGCAUCACGUACCAGGACUACCUUGGCCAUGCGAUGAGAUGGCAUGACGGACGUUUUGCCCGCCAUAAGACGUGGCCUUUCGUCGCCCUCAACACGCUGUUACAGGAAGCGAUGGCUGAGCCUGACGAGCCAGAGGCUCAGGACCUGAUCCAGUCGAUCACGCGCCAAGCCGCGGUAAUCAGGGGCACCCGGCCGUAUUGGUAUAAGCAAAGAAAGGAAUUGGAAGCAUAUGCCUACAAUCUGGGCAGACCUGGCCUUUUCGUUACUGCAAAGUGGAAAGCAGCUCCUGAGGCGGCGCGCAUGGUCCUGUCCCGGCAACUACUGCGAGACAACGCCCACAUCGCCGCUUACCACUUCCAUAAGCGUUAUACGCUGUUUAGGACUACUGUCCUGAAGCAGAAGUUCAACCUAACGGACUUUUGGGGCCGUUACGAGUGGCAGGGGGCGAGGAACGAUGGCCAGAUUAACCACUACAACCGCUUGCUUACCGUUGCGUGGCUAGCCAAUACAGAUGUUUCGCCCUGCACGAGCCUCCAGCAGGUAAUCGAUUACGCGGCCAAAUACUGCUCCAAGUCGGAAAAGAAGAGCGAGUCUUUUGCCCAGAUUGGGAAGGCUUUGAUGUCCCGGGUCAAGGACCACAACCCCCUGAUUUCCUUCACGUCAAAGCUCCUUAAUCAGCUGGUUGCUGAGCGGGAUUACUCGAAGCAGGAGGUCAGCCACUUGCUCCUCGGCCUGCCGUUACAGGAAGGCUCACGAACCUGCCUGGACCCUUCCAAGUGGAAGCAAUGGCAGCCAGGCAACGUUAACGUCAUGGUGAUGACCAUUACGGUCGGCCAAAAGAGGCUCGAUUACAGCCUCAAGAUGAUCAAUACGAGGCUCUGCCUGUGGAGGAAGAAUUUGAUGACGAAGACUGGAUUCGCCUCGCCGCCCUUUACCUGA
Messenger RNA from Hirsutella rhossiliensis, 1281 nucleotides. RefSeq names its product ATP-dependent DNA helicase PIF1. Lineage: Eukaryota; Fungi; Ascomycota; Sordariomycetes; Hypocreales; Ophiocordycipitaceae. The coding region runs from base 1 to 1281 and encodes 426 amino acids. The record is from RefSeq and is a predicted model, not a curated record. The transcript is spliced from 7 exons.